Molecule: messenger RNA, 237 nt
Organism: Arabidopsis lyrata subsp. lyrata
Lineage: Eukaryota; Viridiplantae; Streptophyta; Magnoliopsida; Brassicales; Brassicaceae
Source: RefSeq, a predicted model, not a curated record
AUGAUCACAAACCUGAUAGAUAAAGCAGAGAUUACGACCAAACAAUGGUGGCCGUUGUUGUUUUCUUCGGUGGGUGGAAUAUGCGACGGAUGAGAUGUGUUCUUUCUGGUGAUGAAGAGAGAGUGGAUCCUUAACGUUGGUAAUGCGAGAGAAGAAAACUUUCAUAAGUGGCACGAUAAAAAUUAAGAUUUAACCAUUUUAUGGGGACAUAUUAAUCGAAUACAUCUACAUUGAAUC